AUGUUAGAUAUCGCAAAAUUCUCCGCCACCGCCGCCGCAGGCGGCGCUGGCGCAGUCGCGAGGGCAACCGCCCCUGCGACGACGGAGAGAGGCACGAAGCGCCCGCGAGACGUCACUCCGGCUGGCGAGGUCUUCUAUUCUCCCUCCACCCCUUCGCAUUGUGCUUCCCCCGCUCGAACCCCAGACCAUAAGGCUCUUGCAGUCGCGGCGUUUUCUCUCCCUUAUUCUCUCUCCGCUCCCUCUUUCUCACUCUCUGCCCCCAUAUCUUCUCUCUCCGUUCCCCCUUCCGCUCUCUCCGCUCCCCUCUCCGCUCUCUCUGCUCCUCCCUCUGCUUUCUCCGCUCUCCCCUCCGCCGAAAUGCACACUCCGCCGACGCCUUCUUCCGCCCGGCGCGCUUUCAAGCGCCGUCUGGUUCCAUGGGACGAGAACGACGAUGCGCUCGCCCUUCCCCUUGCCGUCCCGCCGACUCCCAGCUCAGUGCUGCGCUCUGCGCAGUGCCUCUCCGCCUCCCGCGCGCUCCCGUCUCUUGCGCCCCCUCCGUCUCCGCUGCUUCUCGAGGAGGUCGACAGCGACAGCACCUGCAGCAGCCCUGUAAACCCCUCCCGCGUUCCGCAAACCCCCCGGCUUUCCGCGCAGCCGACGGGCGCCUCCGUGGAAACGCCAGCGGAAGAUUUGCGCAAGCGCCAGCGCACGCAGCCCUCACAGGUGCAGCGACUUGAGGAGGUGUUUCGGGCUGCGGUAGCGGCGCAGGAAGGAUCCGCGCAUGUGGGGAAGGCGCAGGCGGCGGGGCAGGUUCUCGUGUCCGCGGAGCGGCAGUGGCAGCUCGCGGCGGAACUGGGGCUUCUCCCCCGUCAGGUCUCCGCGUGGUUCCAGACGCGGCAGCUGGAGUGGCAGGCGGAGCAGGGGGAGGCGGAGCUGCGGACGACGCGCGCCGCGCACGCGGGAUUGGCGGAGCAGUGCUGCGAGAUGCGGAACGAUUACGAGCUGCUGAAGGGGGACUACGCGCAGAUGCUGCUGCAUAUUGCAAAGAUUCUCAACAAGAUCACGCAAAUCGAGAAUCUCCUUAACGCGGACGAGAGAAAAGCAAAGGCAAGAAGCCCGUAUGUCCGUGAAGAGCAGAUUUUCCAGCCGCAUCAGAUGGGCACGGAUCAGAACAGGCAGCUGGCGGGACGAGGCGAUCCGAAGAAGGGGAAUGUGAUGGAAAUGGCGCAGAAAACCGCGGAUUGCGCGCAAACCGUGAUGGAGUCACCCGCGGAAGACAAGCCCCAGUGGGGCGCGGAAGCGGAGCAGCUCGUUUCCGCUUCCGCUUCCGCAGACACUAUAGGCAGCGAGGGCGCAGCCCCGCUUGCGGAUCUGUCCUCCCCCCAGGCGGGCGAGGGGGACCUCUCCGGGACGUUCUUGGAUGAUUUUGAGGAGCUUUCGGGCUGCCUGGGCGGGCAGCAAGAUUUUUUCGAGGCUGCGACUGCAGCCGCGGAAGCUCCUCUGAGAGACAUGGGUCUGGGGGAGGCGCAGCAUCAGGGGCAUCCGGCGCUGCAGGCGCAACAGGGGGCGCAGCAGCAGCCGGGGAAAGCGCAGCAGCCGCGCCAGGCAGGGGCGCAGCACCUGGGGGAGGUGCAUUACAAGGAUGCGCGUCUGGGAGAGGCCUCAGGUCAGGAAGGGGAGAUAGCUGCAGGAGGGAAGGAGGCCGAAGUACCAUAUGAGGUGCAUCUGCGCGCCGCGGACGCUUCCGCGCGCACGCCAACCUCCCCCAUGUCCCCCUUCUCCAUGGGCGGAAACGCUUCCCCCGGUUUAGACCAGCUCAUCGCCAGUGUCGCGCGGGGGGGCCAGCAGGGGCAGUCACUAGCCAGCCUCGCCGCCGCGCUCGGCGGGCUUGGCGGGGGGGGGCGCGGAAGCGGAAGGGCUGGCGGAACGAGCGGGUUAGGCGCAGCGGGGGGAAGGGGCGGCGGGACGAACGCGGCGGCGAUUGCCGCGGCGUUGGGGGCAUUGGCUGCGCCUGGGACCCCCGGGACUCCGAGCACCCCGCCAUCCCCGUCAGUGCAAGAUAUAGUAGCGAGGCUUCAGCUCUUAGCGGAGCUGCAGGCGGUAACCGGCGUGGCGCGAUCGCCGUCGACCCCGCCGAACCCGCUUCUGCAACAGCAGCAGCAGCGGCAACAGCAGCAGCAGCAGCGGCAGCAGCAGCAAAUGGGGCAGCGGUUGCCGCCGCAGCAGCCGCAGCGAAUGCAGUUAGACGAGCAGCAGCAGCAGCAGCAGUUGUUGGAUCAGCUUGUAACGGCCCUCACAGGCGGAGGGGGAGGCGGAGGAGGAGGGGCGGCACGUGGGGGUGGGGGAGGAGGGGGUGGAGGAGGUGCUGGGGGAGGAGCAGGGGCAGGAGGAGGAGGGGGUGGAGGGGGGUUGGGAGUGGUUGGGGAUUCGCCAAGGCAGAAUGCGUUGCUGAACCAGCUGCUCGUCGCGCUAGGCCAGGCCACUGCUCCGCGCGGAACGCCCCCGCAGCCCCGCCCGCGGCAGCAGCAGCAGGCGCAGGCGCAGCAGCCGCUGCUGCAGCGCGCGCAGCAGUCCGCGCUUCAGCCUCCGCGGCCGGGGGGAGGCCCUUCCCCUUCCGCGGCGGCUGCCGCGGCGGCGGCGAUAGCAGCGGCGGCGGGAGGCGGGGACGGGGACAAGUACGGGGUGCUGGAUAUGCUGCUGUGCGAGGCACUGGCAGCCAAACUGCAGGGGCAAAGCCCGUCCGCGCCAACCAACCCCUCCCCACUGGAGCGCCGCCAGUCCUCCUCGCGGAACCCCAGCUGGAAGGCGGGCGCUGGCGGAAGCUCCAAAGGGGGCGCGGGCGGAGGCGGGGCGGAAGGCGCGGGGGAAUUGGGCGGGGGGAAGGGCGGAGCGGAUGAGGGCAUGGGGAGGGCGGAUAGCGCCCCUGAGGCAUCCGCGUUUAGCGUCAGUCAGGAUAGUAGCACAAGACCCGCAGCAGAGGCAGCAGGCGGAGGGGGAGGUGGAGGGGCAGGGGGCGCAAGGGUUUCCGCCCAGACCCCCGUUUCCCCAGGGCGGGGGGGGAUUGACCUACCGCGUUCCCCCACCUCCGCCGCCUCCCCUCGUGGCGGAAGCGACUCCCAGGGGGAUUUACUGAACCAGCUGCUGCAGCAGAAGCAGCAGCAGAUGCGCCAGCAGGGGGGAACCGGGGGCGGGGGCGGGGGAACGGGGGCGCUUGGGGGGAACCAGCAGCGACAGAUGGGGGGGAAGCAGGCGCAGUCCAGCAGCAGUGGCGCGGGGAUAGGCGCGGGGGGGAGUAGCAGCGGCGGUAAGGGCGGAAAGGGGGGAAUGUCUGUAGAGGAAAAGGUACUGGCGGAGCUAGUAGCAGCAGCAGCGGCGGGGAAGGGGAAAAUGGGGGAGGCGUGGGGGUCUAUUCUCGCGCAGGCGCAGGCGGACCUGGGGAACAUCGAGCUCUCUGAUUCGCUGGGCGCGGAAGGGGGCGGGCGCGGGGGGAUGGGGGGCGGGGGGAAGGUGGGGGGGGAGGAUAUGCAGGAGGGGAGCCGAGGGGUUGGGGGAGGGGAUGGGGGAGGGGAGAUGGAGGUGGAUGGAAAGGGGAGAGGGACAGGAGCGAGUGGUGGGGGAGUGUUAGAGGAGUCAGCUCAAAGCAGGCCGGGAACAGGGCAAAGCCGGGGAGGGGGGGCAGCAGCAGCAGGAGGAGGAGCAGGAGGUAGGCAGGCCACCAGUGAGAACAACAUAUUCAAUCUUCAAGCGAGUGCAGUGAAUGACCUUUUGGAGGGGAUAAACAUAGCUGGAUUCGGUCUGAAUCUAGACACAUUAGAGUUUGACACGUCAGAAUCAGGCCAGUCCAGCUCAGUUUGCAUGAGCCCUGCCAUGGCAGCAGAAGUCACGGGCAGCAGAGCGAAACUUUCCUCCGCCAUCAGCCCUGCGGGGGCAGCAGCGGCGGGCAGCAGCCAAAAUCUUUUUGCAGGGAUGACCUCCCGGAGUCUCAACUCCCUCUCUCUGAAGAAAAAUACCGCCAUGGGUGGUGCUUCAGGCUCCCGUAGCAGCAUAGACGCAAAAGGAGGGGGGGUGCCCCUAGGGGGGGGUGUUCUAGGGGGUCCCCUGGGGGGUCGUGCUUCGAGCCUGAGCGCUGCUCCCUCCCGAAUGACUCCCUUGGACAACGGGGCUGGGCCCAAUGGGGAGCUCCCAGGAGGAGGGUCAGCGGCAGGGGGAGCAGCAGGCGGAGGAGCGGGAGGAGGAGCGGGAGGAGGGAGUGGGAAGGAGAAGGCCCAGGGGCGGCCGGCCGGGUGGCACGUGGGGCUGGAGCUUCUUCCUCUAGACACGCCCAUAGGCGACCUGCCUUCCACUGAGGUGUUUGAAAACUCUGGAAAGCGCAGCCGCGUGGCUCUCUCUCAUAUCCGCACCUCCAGUGGAAGCUCCUCCCUCCCAGAAUCCGAGCAGAAACAGCUGUUAGAGUUUGCCCGAAGCAGUGGUGUUUUAGGGAACAGCCCGGGUGGUGCGGGCGGGGAUGGUGGGACUCCUGGUGGGGCCGCUGCUGGGUUGGCGGGCGGGUCGAAUUGUUCGUCUGCCCGGACUCUCAGUCCUGCCCUGAGCACGGAUUCCGGGCGGUCAGGUGGGGGGGAGAGCCCAGGUGGGUUUACGUCUUCAGGUGGUUCCCCAGGUGAUGGGUUUGCGAAUUCUGUUUUCGAAGGAGGGGGGUCCGGAGGGUCUGGUUCUGGGUCGAGCAAGCCGGGCAGGAGCCCGCAGCUUCCAGGAAAUUCAGUGGGGCAAGGGGGGAGGGGGCGGAGUGGGGAGCGAGGGGGGAGAGGGGCGGGCGGGACGGGGGCAGGAGGAGUGGGGAUCGGCAGUAGGGACGGCAGCAGGGAGAGGGUGAGAAGUGAGAGCCCCCUGAGGGGGGAGAGUCCAAUCCGGGGGCGGAGUCCCCUCAGGGGGGAAAGCCCUUGCCGGAAACGAGCAUGGGGGAGUGAUGCGGGGGAGGGGGAGAGUGACAGAGACGAGGCCAUGGGUCAGGGGGACGAGGCGCAGGGAGGGGGGGGCGCAGGGGUAGGGCGGAAGGGGCUGGGGGAAGGGGUUGGGGGGAGUUCGGGGCAGGUCAGUGGGGCGAACAGCGGGGGAGUGGGGAGGGCGAGGAGAGUGGGAGGGGGAAAGAAAGGGGGGGCAGGGGCGGGAGGGGGGACGUCUUCGGCUGGUGCGGCUGUUGGGGGGGGGAGUGGGGGUGCUCAGGGGGAUGCGUCAGGGGGAGAGGCGAAGAAGCAGAGGCAGAAGCGGGGGACAGCCACGGACCCGCAUUCGGUAGCUGCAAGGCUUCGGAGGGACCGCAUCAGCCAGCGCAUGAGGGCGCUCUAUGACUUGGUGCCGAAUGCACGCAACACAGACACGGCAUCGAUGCUGGAUGAGGCCAUUCAAUACGUGCGCUCGCUGCAGGAGCAAGUGCAGACUCUAAAAAAGGAGAAGGGCGAGAGCCAGGGAACCUCGUCUGUCGGCACAGGCAGCCUGGGCCGGGCGGCAGACAGCAAUAACGAGGAUGGCGAGGGCGGCACGAGCAGGAACGCAGGGCAGCAGAGCAUGGGACAGAGCAUGGGACAGAGCAUGGGCCAGGCUGGGUAUGGAGGUACGGAGGACGGGUUUGGCUCGGAGAAUGUGGUCUGGGAUGGGAGUGCGGCGCCUUCCCCCAUGGGCAGCGGUAUGGGCAGCCGAAAAACUUCCCUGCAGCUGCUGGCUGACCGACAAGGGAGCGGGGAGUUUGGAGGUGUGGGGCAGGAGGUUGGAGAUGGGAAGGUGGAUGGAGGGUUAAGAGGAGUUGGGGUGGGUGUGGAGGGGUAUAUGAAGGCUGAGCCAGAAAGUGAUGAUUUUGCUGAGCCACAGGAGCUGGAGCAGCAGCAGCACCAUUACAAUCACAACCAUCACAGUCAUCAGCAUUCACAUGCACUACCCCCCUCAGGCUCAGAUGUGGGUAUCACAAGUGCUGCUGCUGGCCUAUCACCACUAGUAGCAACAGCAGCUGCAGGGGCUUCAACUCAUGGGAAUGUUUUGGCAGGGGCGACUGGGGUGCUUGCUGCUGGUGGUUUGGCGGAUGGGGCCAAGGGUGGUAACAACGGUGGUGCACUUGUAACGGAAGGUGGUGUAGCUGGAUUGGAGACUAUGAUAGUGGGCGGUGCGGAGGUGGAAUGGCCGAGUGAAAUUGAGUUGACUUUGGAAGAUAUGAACAUGGUGGACCUUGGUGGAUCAAGCCCGUGCUUGAGCUCGUCCACGUCAGCAACCCCUUUCCGGCGAGCAUCGCCAGUCGCGGAGGCCCCCGCGGCCUCCGUCAGCUCCGCAUCUUCCGCGGGUCCGUCGCUCGCAGCCAGCUCCGCGCAUUCCGCUUCGGUAUCCGCGCCGUCGCCGCGCAUGACCCUGCAUUCCGGCUUCGCAAGCUCAUCGCAACAUCACGUGAAUGGCUCUGCCGUCGCUUCCUCGGCGCGCUUCUCGGCGUCUUCCGCCUCUCCCGCUUCCGCCUGCGCCAUUGAGCUGGCGGACGACCUCUUCACCGCCGCGACUACGCGCGCAGCAGCGGCGGAAGCCCUUGCGCUCGCGCGCGCAGCGUUAGCCGUUGCGAAGGAAGCAGCGGAGCUUUCGCUAUCGGAGGAGGCGAUGGGCCUCUAUGACGACGAUGACGACGACAAAUACGGGUUACCACAGGAUAGCUCGUUAAGCUCGCCGUUGUUAGGCUGGGGGGAGGAAGAGGAGGAGGGAGCGGACGAGAUUAUGAGCAGCGAUCAGCUGCACCACAUGUGGCUGUUAGCCGUUGAUAAGGUCACGCAUAUAGGGUCGUAUCGCGGCGCGAGAGACAGUCUAAACUCAGAACUCCCCCUACCUUCCGCCUCCGCUUCUCCCCCUCCCUCACCGCCUGUCCCAGUCCAGCCGUCCCCAGUCGAACCUUCUCCCUUCCAACCGUUCUCAACCCAGCCGUUUGCCCGGCUUCCACAUGACUAUCUUCCCCAGGAACCCCCGCAUCCGGACGAUCGUAUCUUAUCUGCGGUAGAUCGGACGGCGCAGGGUAGAUCUCCGAAGGCAAGUCUUAACGACCAGCCGCACGCCGUCAAACGCACCGCGAAGCCGAUUCGCGAAAGGAGGGCCGCGCGACGGGCGGGCGGGGCGUCAGGGGAAGGGAAGGCGGAGGAAGGCAGUUUGGCGCAAGCAGUUGGCGGCGGGGAUUGUCAUGUGAGCGGGGAGGAUGCGCACCCGGCGGAGAUUGUCAUGUGGGCGGAAGACGCCGCGUACCACGGGCUAGAGCGCGCGCUGGUGGACGGCGCGCGGGAAGCCGAGCGGAAGGCGGAGCGGGAGGGGGAAGCGGAGCGAAAGCCGAAGCGCGUGGUGGUGCGCUCGCAGAUGAAGGGCAAGCGCCUCGCGGAGCGCGAAAAGUCCUUGCAGCAGCGCCAGGCCGCGUCAGCCGCCGCCGCCGCCGCCACCGCGGCGGUUCCCGCUGGGAGAAAGAAGCCGGCGCUCGCUUUGGGGGAGGAAGAGUCGGAAGCGGAAGAUGCGGUCGUAGCGGAGGGGUACAGGCGGGCAGCGAAUGAAUCUGUUUUCGCAAUGUUCGACACGGCGGGUGGUAACCCGCGACUGCUGUCAGUCCAGGAGGAAAUCGAUCUCUCCAAGGGGGUUCAGGCGCUGCUGAAGCUAGAGCGCGAGCGGGAGGCGCUGGAGGAGAAGCUGCUCCGCGCACCGACCCGCGCGGAGUGGGCGGAAGCGGCGGGGCUGUCCGUCGCGGAGGUGCAGGCGCGCGUGGCGUUCGGGAAGGAGUGCAAGCAGCGCAUGAUCGCGUCGAACAUGCGAUUGGUGAUUUCCGUCGCGAAGAAAUACACGACGCGCGGGUUGUCGCUGGAGGAGCUUAUAACUGCGGGGUGCAUGGGGCUUAUGAAGGGGGUGGAGAAAUUCGACCACAGCAAGGGCUUUAAGUUCAGCACGUACGCGCAUUGGUGGAUCCGCCAGGCGAUCAGCCGCUCCGUCGCGGAGCAGAGCCGCAUCGUGCGACUGCCGGCGCACAUCUACGAGCUGGUGUCGCGCAUCAACCGCGCCAAGGCCAUGCUCACGGACGCGCUAGGGCGCGCGCCGGCGGAGCGGGAGGUGGCGCAGCUGGUGGGGAUCACGCGGGGCAAGCUGCGCAGCAUCAUGCGCACUGUGCGCGCGCCCACCUCCAUGGACCGCCCAAUUGCCUCGGACGACGGGGAUGAGACGCUCGGGCACAGCACGCACUGCAAGCUGCGCAGCAUCAUGCGCACUGUGCGCGCGCCCACCUCCAUGGACCGCCUCAUCGCCUCAGAUGAUGGGGACAAGACGCUCGGUGCGAGUGGAUAUGCGCAGGGGCAAGGCGGAGAGGUGGGCAGCCGGUGGACCUUUGUGGCAGACACCACCCUGGAGAAACCAGAGGACAUGAUCAUGCAGCAGCUGAUGCACAAGAAGUUACUAAACACGACUCUGGAGAACCCCGAGGACAUGAUCAUGCAGCAGCUGAUGCGCAAGGACCUCGAGAACGCCCUGCACACGCUGACGCCGCGCGAGAGGGAGGUGAUGUGGCACCGGUACGGGCUGGACGACGGGCGCGUGAAAACCCUGGAGGAGCUGGGGUCGCUGUUCCGAGUGACAAGGGAAAGGGUGCGGCAGAUUGAGGGUAAGGCGCUGCUGAAGCUGAGGCAGCCGGGGAGGAGCAGUGCACUCAAGAGCUACAUCGAUGGGCAUGCACUGUUCGAGCGAGCAUCUCAACACCAAGGUGCUUCUGCUCACAAGGCAGGUGGUGUUGGCUUCAACAGCACAACAUCGGACGAGCAGAGGAGCAGAGGAGGAGCAGCCUCGACGCCAUUGAAGCAUGCUGCAGCAUCUUUCGCUUCCGUCUGCCAUGCGCUCACUGACUCCCUCUUGGUGUUGCCUGCAGGUUCUUUUGACCAAUACAACGCCAAGGCCCUUAUGCUUACAAAGCUGGCGGUGUGGGCGCCAGCAGCAGAGGAGCAGCAGAGAAGAGGAGCAGAGGAGAAGAGGAGCGGAGGAGGAGAGGAGCGGAGGAGAGGAGAAGAGGAGCAUAGGAGCAGAGAAGAGGCGAACCUUCGAGCACAUGGAAGGUUGAAAGUAUCACCGCAGCCCUCCACGGUCCACAUGAGCCCCCCCCCUGGUUAUGGUCAAGGUUCAGGGUCAGGUUCAGGUGCCCCUCAGGUUCUCUCCACCUCGCCCAAGGCUCAACUUGAGCUGCUCAAGUCGCAAGGCCGUUCAGGGGAGCACCAAGGCUCUUCAAGCGAGUGCCACAGUCGCCCCAACACUCUCCAGAGGCACUUCAGGGCGGGCAGCACCGUCCAAGCCACACCACCUGCCUGCACGCUGAAGGUUGCAGUAUCGCCCCCUCCUGCCUCCACACUCCACACGAGGCCCCCCCCUUUCCCCUGGUUCAGGUUCUCUGCUCAACGCUGCCAUGCCUGUGCGCCCACAGCUCUCUGUGCGCCCACGGCCCUCUGUGCGCCCACAGCUCUCUGUGCGCCCACGGCCCUCUGUGCGCCCACAGCUCUCUGUGCGCCCACGGCCCUCUGUGCGCCCACGGCCCUCUGUGCGCCCACGGCCCUCUGUGCGCCCACGGCCCUCUGUGCGCCCACGGCCCUCUGUGCGCCCACGGCCCUCUGUGCGCCCACGGCCCUCUGUGCGCCCACGGCCCUCUGUGCGCCCACGGCCCUCUGUGCACCCACGGCCCUCUGUGCACCCACGGCCCUCUGUGCGCCCACGGCCCUCUGUGCACCCACGGCCCUCUGUGCGCCCACGGCCCUCUGUGCGCCCACGGCCCUCUGUGCGCCCACGGCCCUCUGUGCGCCCACGGCCCUCUGUGCGCCCACGGCCCUCUGUGCGCCCACGGCCCUCUGUGCGCCCACGGCCCUCUGUGCACCCACGGCCCUCUGUGCGCCCACGGCCCUCUGUGCACCCACGGCCCUCUGUGCGCCCACGGCCCUCUGUGCGCCCACGGCCCUCUGUGCGCCCACGGCCCUCUGUGCGCCCACGGCCCUCUGUGCGCCCACGGCCCUCUGUGCACCCACGGCCCUCUGUGCACCUUGCACGCUCACCAAUCACUCCCCACACCACACUCGCACAGCUUUCGAUUGCUUCCCUUCACUCACUCCUGGUCGCUUCCCUCCUCCCUCCCUUCUACCCUUCCCCCCCCUUCCCCUCCCCCCUCCUCCUCCUGACUGCCAGGCUCUUUGCAUCAACCCUGUCCUGCAGUCCAAGUCCCAGCGGCAAGGCGCAGGAGCAAGGGUCAGCAGCAAUUGUCAGGAGCAAGGGGCAGCAGCAAGGGGCAGCAGCAAGGGGCAGCAGCAAGGGGCAGCAGCAAGGGGCAGGAGCCAGGGGCAGCAAGGCACUCAAAUUUAA
Closterium sp. Naga37s-1 is the source of this 10356-nucleotide messenger RNA. The record is from the annotation of a GenBank genome assembly. NCBI's taxonomy places the organism in Eukaryota, Viridiplantae, Streptophyta, Zygnematophyceae, Desmidiales, Closteriaceae.